This is a messenger RNA of Ruditapes philippinarum (Manila clam), 816 nucleotides long. RefSeq names its product transcription-associated protein 1-like. The record is from RefSeq and is a predicted model, not a curated record. Gene Ontology annotation, cellular component: NuA4 histone acetyltransferase complex; SAGA complex; nucleus. Lineage: Eukaryota; Metazoa; Mollusca; Bivalvia; Venerida; Veneridae. Gene Ontology annotation, molecular function: transcription coregulator activity. Gene Ontology annotation, biological process: regulation of DNA-templated transcription; DNA repair.
AAACAAAUUUUAUCAUGUCAAAUUUCUAAAAGUUUUAUAUCAAAUUCUUAGGACAUGCGCAUUAGCUAUUUCAAUACUUCGAAAUUGAAGACUUCCGGUUUCAUUUCGGCGAGGGUUAAACAAAAAGAUGAGAAAAACAGGAAGACGUUAGCUGUACAAUUCUAAAUGAGUGCCAUCAUGAUAGCGUCGCCGUUGAGUCCGCACAAUGCCACAACACAGCUGACAACAUUCAAAAGCUAUGUUGCGCUUAUUGCAGACCCGACGCCAGGCAUCGCUGAGAAGAAGCUUAAAGCAGCCCAGGAGCUCAGUGAAAAUUUUGAGACUGUUGUGUCAUCACCACAGUACCCGCAGUUCCUGGCCGAUGCUGUCCGAGUGUUUAUGAAGAUUUUAGAGGAUGGGGAACCGCAGUUUAUUGCUGACCAGAAUCUACAGCAACUACGUAAGCUGCUGUUGGAAAUCAUUCACCGUAUCCCUAGUAACGAACAUCUAAAGAAAUAUGUACAGCAAAUUCUGUCCUUGAUGUUUAAACUGAUCAAGGUGGAGAAUGAGGAGAAUGUACUGGUAUGUCUGAAGAUAAUCAUAGAGCUACAUAAACAAUACAGACCUCAGAUGAACGAGGAGAUUCAAGAUUUUCUGAAGUUUGUGAACCAGAUUUAUACCAAUUUGCCGUCACACCUGAACAAAAUCUUUGAGCCUCGUUCCCAGAUCAAGGUGAAGGAUGUUGCGGAGAUCAACGUAGACGCGUUACUACAAGAGACAUACACUGUUACAACAAUCAUGACUGACAAGAAAAAUGCAGAUAAUCAAAGCGUUUCA